This is a messenger RNA of Fusarium vanettenii 77-13-4, 741 nucleotides long. RefSeq lists its product as uncharacterized. Bases 1 to 741 code for a protein of 246 amino acids. The transcript has 2 exons. NCBI's taxonomy places the organism in Eukaryota, Fungi, Ascomycota, Sordariomycetes, Hypocreales, Nectriaceae. The record is from RefSeq and is a predicted model, not a curated record.
AUGAUCUCAGAGCAACACACAGAUGUUUCAAGUGACGAGGAGAAUCGUACUGGUACUCGCGAAGGGCCCGAAUAUGAUUACUACUACGAGCUCAAAGCGAAACGAAGCAAGCGCAAGGAGGAUCACGCAGUUGAGAAGAUGAAAGAGAAGGCUAGUCGACUUGAAGUUCGAAAGUCAAACCAAGUCAAGCAGAUCUUUGACAGGAUUCAGAAGGAGGAAGCCGAACAUCCCAAGAAGCCCUACGAGAAAGAGGACAUGUUUGUCCGAGGCAAGCGGUUCGGCCUCUACUCGGCCGAAUUCGUCAAAUAUGGCUACACUGGAGACUCCACGGACAGGAUGCCAAGAACUGUCGAAUUCUACCAUUACCCCGACGUGAUAUACGGCCCCAUGCCCAAAUCGUUCCGUAAACCGUGGUACGACGACGGGGAACUCGAAGGCCAUGUCGACAUUGACAGCGAGGAGCAUCAUUUCCAAGGCUUGAUAUCCACCCGACGCGGAGGUCUCAAAAAGUUGACCGUUAAGACUACAAAGGGAGAAAAGCUGGUUUUCCAGUUUCUUGACAGUGACCAUCUCAUUUUGAGGACGAGUCGCGACCUGGCCUUUGCGGACCCUCGGCCGGGGGAAGAUGCUGCCCCCGAAACUUUUGUCUUUUAUGGGAUUGCAGAAGGCGAGUCGACGGGAACGCCAGAUAUGUGGAAUGAUGAAGAAGAAGAUUCAGAUGAUGGGUAUGGAUGGUAUUAA